AUGUAUAUGGAAUGCUACACCAUACUCACUCUAGGAGCAGUCAUCCGGGUGUCAGUCAAUCAGUCCAGUACUCACUCAGUCACUCAUUUCAACAGUUCAGUCGGAUUUCAACUUAAAGAACGGGUUCGACGGCAGCAGGAACCGCAAUUCAACGAUUCAAAAGCACAAAUGACAAGACUGAGACCACCUGAUCACGACAUGGCAAAUGAAGAACGACGUGAACAGUACGAAAAUGGAAGAGGAUAA
Molecule: messenger RNA, 246 nt
Organism: Loa loa (African eye worm)
Lineage: Eukaryota; Metazoa; Nematoda; Chromadorea; Rhabditida; Onchocercidae
Exons: 2
Coding region: 1-246 (81 amino acids)
Source: RefSeq, a predicted model, not a curated record